AUGUCGCCGCCCCAACUACUUCCCGCUGGCUUCACCAACAGGGGCUACGGGCUAUCCUCCUUCUCAGAGCCGGGCAACGUCAUCGACCUCCCGACCCCGCAGGCCGGGCCGGGAAGCGUCGUCGUGCAGGUCGUGGCAACGCUGAUCCUGCCAUACAUCGCGCAGGUGCACCGCGGCGAGAUCCCGCAGCUCAAUCUUGCGCUACCGCUCGUGCCCAACGCCAACUGCGUCGGCCGUGUGCUGGACGUGGGACCGGACGCCGCCAGGAUCAAACCCGGCGACUGGGUAUGGGUCGAUGGUACAGUGUAUGCUAGGGACGACACGCUCGUCAAGAUCGUGCAAGGUCACCAUGGCGGCGAGGGGCCUGAGGGAAGGGUUUUGAUGCAGGGUGAGUGGAGGGAUGGGAGCAUGCAGAAGGUCAUGAAGGCACCGCUGGAGUCUUGUUUCCUGAUCAACAAAGAGUAUUUAUUCGGGCAGGAAGGCCACGCGCCUGAGGAGCUUACUCCAAUUAUCUUGUAUAAUAUUGCUGGAGGGGCGAUAUUCGAGACAGCUAAAGUGCAGGUCGGCGACACCGUGGUGAUAGGCCCGGCGACGGGCAGCUUUGGCGGUGCGGCGGUGGAGCUGGCACUGCUGUCUGGAGCCAAGGUAAUUAUGCUGGGGCGGUCCGAAGGGACUCUCAAGACGAUGAAGGAGAAGCUGGGCAAUCCGGAAAAAUUGCAGUACAUUGCCAUGAGCGGCGACGUGGAGAAGGACACAGAGGCGAUCAAGAAGUUGGCGCCGGGAGGUGUGGAUGUCUUCAACGACUGGACUCCGGGCUGGUUCGAGAAACCCUUAUAUCUUCCUGCCGCCUUCCAAACGCUGAAACCUUGGGCUCGAAUUGUGCUUAGUGGCGCGCCAUAUGGCACGCUUGAGCUUCCGUACAAGACCGCCCUUCAUCUCAACUGGCAGAUCCUGGCUAGAUGGGCUAAUACACGGGAGACGAUGAUAAGGAUUGUGAAGCUUAUUAACGAUGGUGUGCUGAGAAUAGGCAAGUCUGGUGGGUCGGAGUUUAAGACAUUCGAAACCAUAGAGCAUGUGGAAAGUGCGAAGGAGCACGCUGCGGACGGGGGACGGUUCAAGUCUUACACGAUCUUGAAGCCGAACGGGGAGGUGAAGCCAACGCUGGGGUAG
Diaporthe amygdali is the source of this 1170-nucleotide messenger RNA. RefSeq lists its product as uncharacterized. The transcript has a single exon. Lineage: Eukaryota; Fungi; Ascomycota; Sordariomycetes; Diaporthales; Diaporthaceae. Gene Ontology annotation, molecular function: oxidoreductase activity. The coding region runs from base 1 to 1170 and encodes 389 amino acids. The record is from RefSeq and is a predicted model, not a curated record.